AUGAAUUCCACCGCGGUGUUCUCAGGUGGUCAAGUUCUACGAUUCGUGCAUAGGGUGGAUGGUGAGACGCUUUGGGAUGCAGAUGAUCUGGAUGUGUAUUGUGGACUUGGUCGUGGCGAGCGUAUGGUGGCGUUGUUCGAAAUGGAGGGGUAUCGGGCGAAGGUCUUGCCGGGAGGGGAUGGAUUUGACCGUCCGUACGUUGACGAGACUGCUAUAUCCUGCGUAGUACGCAUGGAGCGUCGGGAUGGGAGAGCCGUGGAUGUUGUCGUGAGCGCUUGCCAUUCUGCUCUGGCACCGAUCGCUCGUUACUACGCGUCCCAUGUGGUGAACGUUGUCACCGCGUCAAGUAUCUGCGUGGCUUAUCCGGACAGCACAUUCCGGAGAAGGGGGUUCUUUCGCCCUUGGGCCGCUAGGACAUGGAAUAGAGUCCGGGCUGUGGAGAAGUACAUGUCGCGAGGAUAUCAACUCGUUGGAUUUUCGAAGAACGUGGAGGCGAGUGUGGAGGGCACCGGUUCGAGGCAUUUUUAUUGUCCUCAUCAAGAGAGGUCAUUCGCUGAUUCGGGAACACUCCGAUUAUGGUAUGGAGAGACGGAUGAUUGGUCAGCUAGGUCCGCAGAUGAUGCUCUGCUGAGGGAGGUAAAGUGGAAGUGGGGUGGGUAUUGUUGCACAUGUUGUGUCAAGGCCAGCGGUCAGGCAAUCAUGGUCAUUAAGAGGAAACUGGAGAAUGCGGGUGCGUCUUGA
Molecule: messenger RNA, 741 nt
Organism: Stereum hirsutum FP-91666 SS1
Lineage: Eukaryota; Fungi; Basidiomycota; Agaricomycetes; Russulales; Stereaceae
Exons: 1
Coding region: 1-741 (246 amino acids)
Source: RefSeq, a predicted model, not a curated record